Messenger RNA from Coniophora puteana RWD-64-598 SS2, 2481 nucleotides. RefSeq lists its product as uncharacterized. The transcript is spliced from 2 exons. Bases 67 to 2097 code for a protein of 676 amino acids. Gene Ontology annotation, biological process: regulation of transcription by RNA polymerase II. The record is from RefSeq and is a predicted model, not a curated record. Gene Ontology annotation, molecular function: RNA polymerase II cis-regulatory region sequence-specific DNA binding; DNA-binding transcription factor activity, RNA polymerase II-specific. Gene Ontology annotation, cellular component: nucleus. Lineage: Eukaryota; Fungi; Basidiomycota; Agaricomycetes; Boletales; Coniophoraceae.
CCCACUCCUGCGACCCAUAUUUCACCGUGUCUCCCUUGAUUUACCUCUGUGUCUGCCGACUCGGUAAUGACAGACACGCCGUCAGACGAAAAUAGUGCCAACGUACUCGCCAUACCAUCUUUCCCAGAGGGACAAUUCGACGGAGAGGAAUGGGGCGAGGAUGGCGAUGACUAUGAAGAUGAAGAUUAUGAAGACGAUGAAGAUCCGGAGGAGAUAGCGCGACGGCUGAAUGAGCAGCUUCUGGCGGACAUCAGCAGAGCUCAGGCGGAGAGCGCGCAGGCAAGUGUUCAAGCUGGUACCUCCAACAACACCACUGCGUCUACAGGUCACGACCCAAUACCGCUCCUACCAGACCCGUCCGUUUUCAUCAAUGAAGCACAAGCAUCAGCAUCAGCCUUGUCAGAGUCUAACUCAGCGCGAAAGCAUGAAGCGGCCAUUAAGACCAUGCGUGCCAUCCUUGACCUUACGUCGGGCGACUCGCUUGCACGCUCCGCCCUUGCAUCCACUAGCAUCCCCAACUCCGACGAUAAUCUCCUCUCAGCUUUACAGAACAUAUCCUCUGCUGGAUCCGUCCCUAAGGACCUCGCCCGCGCACUAAGUCAUGUUCUUGUCUCCCUGGCACGCUCAGAUGCGCUUUUCGCGAACUUGCGGCACUCGAACGCGCCAGCCAUGCAGCUGGAUCUCGGCAAACGCAAACGUGAUGACGCUCAAGACCCCGCAUAUGCUCAACCUCAGGCCAUGGACGUUGACUCUCGACCGUUCAAGCGCCCAGCAUUGGCCCCACCCGACCUCCAGUCCCAGAUCGCAGAAGCAGUCCAUGUUGUAGGGUCCACACUCACAACCGUACCCACAGACCGUCCACUAGACCCCGCUCUUAUCUCUUCUAUUCAAGCCCAAUUACACCAGAUCUUCCUCUUCGCGGUAACAUCCUCUUCAGGUGGUGGUCCUGAGAUGGGCCCCCUACAAGAAAUUGGCGGCCUCAUCCAAGCCAUCGGUGUCAUCAGCGGGACCCAUAUAGGUCCACCCGCGCCCCACCCUCCACACCCGCACGACCCUCACCUCAACCCCUGGGGCGCCCCGCCUCCCCAACACGGAGACCACCUCUUCACCGACCUCACGACGGCCGUAUACCCCUGCCUACACCCCGCGUGCACCAAGACCUUCGCGCGCUUAUACAGCCUCCGGGCGCACGCACGCAUGCACACCACGCACAGACCUUUCAGGUGCGCAGCGUGUCCGGCUGCCUUCGCACGAAACCACGAUCUGAAGAGACACACCCAUCUGCACGACCGGCGCGGGUGGCAGUGUGGCGGGUGCGCGAAGCUGUUCUCGCGGCGGGACGCUAUCAAGCGACACAAGAACGCGAGCGCAGCGCGGGCAGAUGGGAGCGGUGCGCAGUGUGUGGAGGCAGAAGUACGGGAAGUCGAGCUUGAUAGGGAGGGUGACGAGGAGGAUGCGAAGGAGGGAAGGAGGGCACGGAUGUGGAGCGAUAUCGCGGCUGUUUCGGGGGCUCCGCCUGGGGGUGGGUUUGUGCCGUUCGACGGAGGCACUGUGGGAGGCAUAGGUGGGCCGGAAGAAGGAGAGAUAUCGCGGGAGGUCGUUGGCCGAGGGCAGGCGGCGGUCAUGAGCCUGCAUGGGCUCUUGCAGGCCAGGGUAUCAAGUGCUCUCGGUGCGCCGGUGGGCCAAGGAAACCCGCUUGUCGUGCCUCCCCCUCCACCGCAAUAUGACCCCAGCAUCAUGGGUGGACAGGCUACGCUUGCGAGCAUCAUCGCGCGAGCUCAAGCGCAGCCGCCUCCUGCAGUACCACCGGCCAGUGCUGCCCAGCCUAUACCGUCGAUUGAAGCUCCGCCAGUUGAUGUUGCUGGGUCUGAGCAAGCUACGUCGGGAGGGUCUACAGCGCAGAGCCUUGCACUGCUUGGUCUCUCCGAGGAGCAGGCCAAACUUCUCGAACAGGCUAUUGCACAUGCUGCAUCCGCAGCACAGGCACAGGCCGAGGCCGAAGCCGCUAUGGAGGAGGAGGAAGAAGACUACGAGGACGAUGAAGACGCGACGCUCGAUGGAGAAGGCGAAAAUAUGGCUGGGGAAGCUGGGGCAUAAGCGAUCUGGAAGCUUUCCAUGCAGGCUAUGGCGUUAUCACGGGCUCGGUGGUCUGCGAACGCUUCCAGCCUUCCGUGAAGCGCCUGCUACUGCCAUUUAUUGGCACGCCGAUUGUAUGGCAAAGGCCACUCCCUGGUCUAUCACGAUGGCCCUAUUCCUACUCCCCAAGACGGUUGGAUGAUUGUAUUCCAUCCACUUGGGCAGGGAAAUGGCGCCAUGUGUGCGUCAGAGGUUAUCUGUACCUCUUUGUGCUUCAAGACUUCGGUCCCCGUCUCAGGCAACGAUCAGCAUAGCGUGCCGCUCCGUCCUUGUCAGUUGGAGCUAGAGUAUUCCAGGUAUAUCUCUCGCUGGCACGUUUGUACCUCGGGUUUAUAUGGGAACUAC